Argiope bruennichi is the source of this 2428-nucleotide messenger RNA. RefSeq names its product gastrula zinc finger protein XlCGF8.2DB-like. Gene Ontology annotation, cellular component: transcription regulator complex; PcG protein complex. NCBI's taxonomy places the organism in Eukaryota, Metazoa, Arthropoda, Arachnida, Araneae, Araneidae. The record is from RefSeq and is a predicted model, not a curated record. Gene Ontology annotation, molecular function: DNA-binding transcription factor activity, RNA polymerase II-specific; RNA polymerase II cis-regulatory region sequence-specific DNA binding. Gene Ontology annotation, biological process: regulation of transcription by RNA polymerase II. Bases 1085 to 2020 code for a protein of 311 amino acids. The transcript has 2 exons.
AAACGAAUGGGUAACCACGACCGUGGGGUAACCGACGUCGGUGAGCUAUCGCUCGCUUUGUUUACUACUUGGUGAUAAUCCUUGGCGACCACCCAGAUCUUCGUAAAUAGCCCCCUUACUUGCAAAAGAAUUGCAAGUAUGCACUCUUUGUGACUCAGCAGCGUUCUUGAUCUGAAGAUUCGGCAAUUUCCAUUCCACAGAAGACCUGUCAUAUGCAUGACCCUGCUGUUCAUAAAUCUUAAUUUGGAUCGAGUAUCUUCAUAAUCAUUUAAUGUGGGCAUUCAAAGAGUGUAGUGCUCUUCAAGUAACUUCUUCAUAUGAUCAAAAUUUUGAAUUAUUCUGUAUAUGAUGUGAAUCUAAUAGGCUUGACAGAGAAUUCAAAACAGUGCAUAGGUUGUACGUUUAAGAAAUGUUCUAAUCUAUCAGUCUAUUUAUUAGAAUUAUCUUAUAAAUAGACUGUUCUAUAUAGUUUCACUUCUAAAUAAAAUCUGAAAACAUGCCAUCAAGCUAAUCAUUUGAUACGGAAAAUAUGUAAAGUGAAUGUAAUUUAUCAUAAAUUUUUUUAUUUAUGAUAAAUUACAUCUCAGAAGAUUGAAAUAUACAACAUUUUCAGCACAGAUGUAUUCAUCAUUUUCGAACAACAGAUGCAGUGAUAAAAAGAAUUGUUUCAUUUCAUCAGAUUUUUCUGUCUUGUUGAUUAUAAGAUAAAAACGUUUGUUUAAAUGAUUGCUGUAUUGUUAUUUUUCUGUUUUGUUAAGCAAAGUUAGAUCAUUUUCAAGAAAAUAAGUAUUGACGACAUUAACUUUUGCAAGAUAUUGAAAUUACAUUUGUUACAAUUAUGUUUUGUAUUUCAUUACAAAUUUGCGGGUUUAAAAAAUUAAAAAAGAAAAAUUUGAAGCUUAUAUUUAGCAACAGAAUUCUUUGACUUUGCCUUUAUCUCGCUUAAAAAUGAAUGGAGAUAUUUCAUUCAAGUUGAUUUAGAAAAUUUUUCUUUUGCAUUGAUUGAAAAUUUUUAUUUGUAUUGAUAGAACCAAAUAUGCUACAUUGAUUAAUUGACUACUGCAGAUUUGGACAAAGUUUAAACAUGAAUGGUAUGCAAACAGCACAUGAUCUCAAUAGGAUGUACAGAGAAUCAUCUUGGCAAAGUGAUAUGGUAAUAUCGAAUCAUUCAAAACAACAAAAUGCUGUACCAGGUGCAUUACAUGACAGCGAGAUGCAGCAUGUUCCUACAGCUAAAGAGCAUCAUGUAUGUGAUGUAUGUGGAAAAAUAUUUCUGAAAAGAAGUUACUUAUAUCAACACUCGCAUGUUCAUAAAACUGAAAGACCUCAUUCUUGUGAUGUAUGUGGAAAAACAUUUAAGACCAAAAGUUACUUAUAUCAACACUUGCGUACUCAUAAAAAUGAAAGACCUCAUUCUUGUGAUAUAUGCAACAAAUCCUUCACUGUGAAGAAAUCAUUGAUAAAUCAUUUACUUAUACAUACAAAAGAGAAAGCUCACGCGUGUGAAAUCUGUAUGAAAAGAUUUUCCAUGAAGAAGGGAUUAAAGAGACAUUUGGUUACCCACGGAAACACGAAAUCCCAUGUUUGUGUUAUAUGUAAGAGAACGUUUGCUGUUAGAAGCAAUCUAAAAAGACAUUUCCUUACUCAUACGAAAGAGAGACCUCAUGCCUGUGAUAUAUGUGGAAAAGGAUUCUGCCUACCUAGUGAAUUAAGGAGGCAUUUUGUGAUUCAUACAAAUGAGCAACCUUUUGUUUGUGUGACAUGCAACAAAGCAUUUAGUCGCAAAUCUAGUUUGGAUAGGCACGUGCGUACUCAUACAAAAGAGAAACCACAUGUCUGCGAGACUUGUGGAAAAGACUUUAUAGGAAAAUAUGAAUGGCGAGAACAUUGUCUUUCUCAUAUUGAUAAAAAGCCUUUUAAAUGCAACUUAUGUGAAAAAUCUUACGGAAGCAAAAGUCGAUUGAGAACUCAUAUGCGGAUUCAUUCGAAAACGAAUAAUUGCACAUCAGAUAUGCAAUAAAAUAUUAGGUGUCCCAAAAAUUUCUUUCUCAUUGCACUAUGAAUGGCCUUAUCUGGCUCUGCUUGUGCAGACAGGCUGACUUGCUAUUAGCCGUCUGUCAUGAGUUACACUGAUUUUCCAGCUCUAAAUUUUUAUUGUUACACAAUCAAAGGAUUCAUUUUAGAUAAUUCAUAAUUCCUGGCUAUUGCCUUUAGUAUUCUCAUUAAAACUUGCAUAUAAAUAGCAAAAACUAUAGCAAAUUUAUUUAUAUUUUAAAUGACCAUUUGUCAGAAAAUUAUUCCAUCGAAACUUGAUUCUUAUGUUGUAGAAAACAAUAGUUAAAAAAAAAAAUUCCAAUAAUGUAUUUUUGAUGUUCUAAAAAUGUAUUAUUGGAAAUUUCCUUUCUUGACAUUAUUAAUUGUAUUUUAA